This is a messenger RNA of Armigeres subalbatus, 2144 nucleotides long. RefSeq lists its product as uncharacterized. NCBI's taxonomy places the organism in Eukaryota, Metazoa, Arthropoda, Insecta, Diptera, Culicidae. The transcript has 6 exons. The coding region runs from base 129 to 2144 and encodes 671 amino acids. The record is from RefSeq and is a predicted model, not a curated record.
AUUUUUGUUUCUGUCGCCGUGCGUUAAUUUUUUAGGAACAAGAAACAAAAUUGUGAUUUAUUAAAUAAAUAACAAGUAGUUCGUUAAAGUUUGGCAAAAAUCGGAAAGGAAAAACACUGUUCGUUAACAUGGGCUAUAAACAGCGGAUCGGGAAGCUCAAAUGCAUUGUUCCGGACUGCGAAGCUUGGAGUUGCGGCACAACCACAUCGUUUUUUCCAGUUCCUCCCAGAUCCAGCAGUGCAUUUAGAAAAUGGAGCAAAUACAUGAAACUGUCAGGAAUGCGACAGGAAAGGAUUUGUCAGGCUCACUUCAAAACGCGUGACUUUAUUCGCUACUCGAAUCGAAAACUGAAACGCUGGGCGGUUCCGUCUGUCAACAUUCCCAAAACCAGAGUGAAAUUAAUUGCUAAAGCCAGCUGCUGCAUAUCGGGAUGCCGCACAAGAAGGCAGCGCAAUCUGUUCCCUUUCCCUACAUCAACGAAGCCAAAACUACUCGAUCUUUGGAGGGGAGUAUUGCUGACCACUGAUGACGUAUUUGCCCCCGGUUUGAGAAUUUGCGAGAAACAUUUUAAAACCAGCGAUUUUCUAUCAGUGCACUCUCUGUAUUUACGACCGUGUGCCGUUCCGUCGAUUGGAGUGAAGCGAUUUGUCAGGAAACCUCAUAAGACAGACCACAUCAACGUGCUUCAGGAUCACACAUAUUGUCGAAGUCUAGCUAAGUCAGGAGGAUGUCGUGUGUGCAAAGUGAAAGACUGUAAAUCACGCGCUAAUGACACUGUGACCUUGCACAGCUUUCCAAAAACUCAUGAACGUUUCAUCGAGUGGAAACACAUUCUCAAGAUGAAAAAUGUCAGGAAGAGUUCUAAAGUUUGCAGUCUACACUUCUCAAAGUCUGACUAUAUACCAGGAGGAAAACAUUUGAAGAAAAAUGCGAUUCCAUCCAGAAAUCUGCCUGAGGACAACGAGUUUUUUAAGCAUAAUCCGUACGACCUAUCUCGAGUUUCAUAUCGUCGAGAGAAAUUAAUAGCAGAUUCUAGUUUUAAAUCAUGCACUCUUGACAGCGAUGAAAAUGCAAGAGUGACUUUGUGCGAACCAUGCCCAACUAUUUCACCCACUGGAACAGCUGAAAACAAUGAUGUCAAAUCCCCGACGACCCAGAAUAUCAUUGACGAAAAUGCUAUUCAUUCAUGUGGUUUCAAGAACACUGAAUUAGGAGAGAAUGUUGUUGAUUCAGAAAAAUUAUACGAUGGAUUAUCCGAUGCGACAUGUGCUACUAACGCGACAAUAGCCGUUCAAAAUGUCGUGGAUACUUCUAUGAAGGGGGAGACUAAAGUACAGUUCAAAUUUUCUGAUAUUCUCGAUAGUGACGACGACUUAAAUACGUGGACUGGCUUACCUUCGCUAGCAGUUUUGCAAGAAUUAUGUUUGGCAGCGAAAAGGCUCGAAGAUUUUGUCUAUCCCAACAAGUUCAGUAUGCAUUGUACAGAUAGGGUUAUUCUUGUCUUUGCAAAGCUCAAACAGAACUUAUCAUUCGCUGCAAUGGGAAUUCUCUUCAAGAUUCACACUUCUACAGUAGCUAAGUACUUUGAUUAUACAGUGCAGAUUUUAGCGCAGAUCCUAUCUGCCUUCGUAUACAUGCCGGAGAAGGAGGAAAUAAUGCGCAAUAUACCUCAUUGUUUUAAAGGAAAAUUUGCCAAUGUAACUAUUAUUCUAGACUGCACUGAGAUACCGUUAGCUACUUUGAAAUGCCUCAACUGCCGUUUGGCCACUUAUUCUCAAUAUAAGUCAAGGCGUACAGUUAAGCUUCUUAUUGGAGUGAGUCCGGCAGGGCUCAUCAUAUUUUGUAGUAAAGCGUACUCAGGAAAAGCAUCAGAUAAAUUUAUAUUUAAUCAGGAAAACCUCAUCUCUUCGUUGAAUGCUCAUGUGGACGAAGUUAUGGUUGACAAAGGGUUCACCAUAGAAAACGAGCUUUCAAUGAAAGGGAUCAAAUUGCACAUUCCUCCAUUUAUGCGCAAUGGAAAAAUGACGGCAUCCGAAGCAGUUACGAAUGAAGCAAUCGCCAAGGUCAUGAACAAGGGCCGUGAAUAUCUUUUAUUUCUGAAGCAAUUUCAAGAUUUGUACAAGGCACAAAAAUACAUCUACUAA